ACUCCAGGAAAAACAGCUUCCAUGGCAUAUUCUGUACAGGGCACAACUAGAAUGAGUGCUGCAGAAAGUUCUACGGAGCAUGCAGAGCAUGAUCAAUCAUCAAGCAGAAAGAACUUGACAAGUUCUCUUGAACAAAAGAUAAGGUGCUUGGAAAAACAGAGAAAAGAGCUCCUGGAAGUUAACCAGCAAUGGGAUCAGCAAUUUAGAAGUAUGAAAGAGUUAUAUGAACGAAAGGUCGCGGAGCUGAAAAUGAAACUGGAGGCCGCAGAAAGAUUCCUCAGCUCGCAGGAGAAGGAGCGGCUUCAGAGUCAGAGAGAGAGCGACCGGCUUCACGACCACACCCGCCAGCGGCUGCAGCGCGAGGAGAAGGAAAAGGAGACCCUAAGUGAAGAAUUACACGAAUUGAAGAAAGAAAAUAAGCUUUUGAAGGAAAAAAAUGCUCUUGUGAGCAAGAAGAAGGAACAUUAUGAAUGUGAAAUAAAGCGCCUCAAUAAGGCUCUUCAAGAUGCCUUGAAAAUCGAAUGUUCUUCAUUUCCUGAGGAUUGUUUGGGAAAAUCUGAACUGGAGUGCAGACAUGAGGAGAUGAGAACAGAAAUGGAAGUUCUCAAACAGCAGGUGCAAAUAUAUGAAGAAGACUUCAAAAAGGAACGAUCAGAUCGAGAAAGACUUAAUCAAGAGAAAGAGACUCUACAGCAAAUUAUUCAAACUUCUCAAUCCGAGUUGAAUAGGCUGAAUUCUCAGAUAAAAACUUGUCAGAUGGAGAAAGAAAAACUUGAAAAGCAGUUAAAACAGAUGUAUUUCCCAAUCUGUAACUGCGCCUUGAAUUUCCACCUGAGGGAUCCGUGCACACUGGCAGACCCUGGGGCUGCACAAGAUCUGCAGAAGCACCCACCAGACUAUCAGUGGUAUGCUCCUGACCAGUUUCCGCCAGAUGUGCAGCACAAGGCAAAUGAAUCUGCUACUUACUUCUAUGGUCUCAGGAGGCCACCUAGGAACGGGCUGUAUAAACUGUGCUAUAUCCAUAAUCUCACCUCUGUUAUCACAUAUCAACAAAAGUCAGCCAUGCCUGCUACAUGCUUACAAAUCUCCUAUGAUGCACACCUGUGAUGCUAUGUUGUUAAUUUCCAGAGAUUUUAAUCUGUCUAGAAAAGCUGAAGAUGAGCCAUAUUCCAAUUUUGGGUUAUACCUGAAACUUGAUCUCAUUUAGUUCAGAUAUGAAAUCAUAGAAUUCUAGUUUUUAGUACAAGGAACCGAUUAUAGAGUGGAAAUAGAAAGCCAGGGAUAACAUGUAGUUUUCCAGGUUGUAUACUUCACAAGUCCAAGGAGUUCUUCAUGGUAGUCUAGGCAAAUGUAGCCCCCUACAACAAAGAGUUGUGCUUUACACAACCUGGGCAGCUGUAUCUAGCAGCACUAGGAGUGGCAAAGGUCAUAGCUUACAGUAGCCUUAUAGGGAAAAAAAAGGAAAAAGUGAGAGCUCUGUAAUAUAAUGUCUAGGUAUUUAUCAGAAAACCGUGGGAUUCUGUUUUUCUUUUCUUUCUACUAUGAAUAUAGCCAUUGGUUUUAACGUAGUUCUUGGGUUCCAGCCAUAAUAGAGAGCUUUUAUUAGAAUGGCAUACAAUUAAGCAUAAUGAUUGUUGCAUCAUGUCUGUGUCUUUGAAAUUCAUUGUUGUAUAAUAGCUGAACUGCUACCCAAUUAUAAUUUUCCACUUCAUAUUAUAUUGGCCCGAAAUGAAUAUUAAAGACAUUUUCUCUCUGAGUUGGAGUUUAAUCGCUAGAAAAUAUAAUUAUGCAGUAAAGAAUUCAGUAACAUCAUAAAGCCAUUUAUGGAUCACUACUAGAUUCUUCUUACACCAAUAUAAUAGAAGUUAAUAAUUACAUAAAAUAGAAAUGAGUUUUUAUGACCCUCAGAAACUAAAUAAAAUUAUGCAAACAUAGAAUAUUAUAGUCAGUGUGUAAGACUACAGAUUUUUGUCUACUUGGGAAGAAACAUAAUAAAGUUUGGGGUGUGUUAUAUGUUGUGUGACAGUCCACAGAUUCAAAAUUACAAUAAAAAAGAAACCUCUAUUAUGUAGCAACCUGAGUAUUUUUUAAAUGUUUAUAUCUUCAAAACAUGCUAUAAAAUAGGUUUUAUUAUUAGACCAUUUUACAGAUGAGGAAACCGAGACUUGGAGAAUUUAAGUAGCAUGCCUAAAUCACACAGUUGGUAAAUUUUAGCCCUGAUAUGAGAUUCCAAAUGUAGAGAGCUUCAAAACCCAUCUUUGAAUCACAUCCUGUAGUUCUCUUGAAAACCUCCUUCUCACUAUGUUAAAAUUUUCUAAAAUGAUAGAUGUAAAAUGAGAAUAGGGUCUUUAACUUGGAUAAUUAUAUGACUAGAAUUUAACCAUAAAUAGUCUUUUUUUCCUAUAAACUUGUAACAUGUGUUAUAUGUGCUACUCAUUUGGUAUUUUGAAUAUCACAGGUAGAAAACACAGUACUAUGGAAAUUAAGUACAUGAUAAAUGUUAUAAAUGAGUUCAUGCCUGGGCAGCUCUGGUAGAAACUGAUGGGGUGUGUUGCCAUUUGAAACCUUUCCUUCUCCGUACCAACAUAGUUCUGCAGUUGACUGGCUUGUCUGUAGCCAAGAAGAGGGUUGAUCAUGGCCAGGGGACCCCAUAGAAAAAAAUUCCUUACUCAGAAAUCUACCUGUUUUUUAUUUCUAUUACUCCUCUUCUAGAUUCCAAAGCUGAUGCUAUUCCAAAGUUCAAGCCAGGUCAUGAAAAUUGGCAAAAGCUAUGAAAUCACUCUUAUAAAAAAAAAAUUUCAUAUGUCAUUAUUUAAUUUCAGUGGUGAGUCUUGCUAUUUUUUGUUUUAUUUAAUUGGAAAGCUCCUUCUGGUUUGUAGGUCCAACCCAAUUUCUCAGAAUUCCUUUUUUUUUUAAAUCUAUUUAUUUAUUUUGAGAGAGAGA
Suricata suricatta (meerkat) is the source of this 2943-nucleotide messenger RNA. Its product is annotated as TNFAIP3-interacting protein 3-like. The record is from RefSeq and is a predicted model, not a curated record. Gene Ontology annotation, biological process: regulation of transcription by RNA polymerase II; cellular response to lipopolysaccharide. The coding region runs from base 22 to 1107 and encodes 361 amino acids. The transcript is spliced from 11 exons. NCBI's taxonomy places the organism in Eukaryota, Metazoa, Chordata, Mammalia, Carnivora, Herpestidae.